GAGCGAGCCAGAAAGAGACAGGAGUGAGGCUCGCCGGGAAGCGAACACCAGCUCCGGAUCCCGAGCCCAGCAGCGGGCGGGGCAGAGACGGCAGUGCGGCAUCCUCUGCCUGAGUCUGUGCAGCCGCCAAGCUCCACUCACGCUCCCGGCCAUCAGGGCUCCCAAGAAUGGAGGAUUCCCGGGAGACGUCGCCGUCCUCCAACAACUCCUCGGAAGAGCUCAGCUCUGAGCUGCAGCUGUCAAAGGGCAUGUCGAUCUUCCUCGAAAUACUGAGGAGAGCAGACAAAAAUGAUGAUGGAAAAUUGUCCUUUGAAGAAUUCAAAGCAUAUUUUGCAGAUGGUGUUCUGAGUGGAGAAGAGUUACGUGACCUCUUCCAUACCAUUGAUACACAUAAUACCAACAAUCUUGACACAGAAGAACUAUGUGAAUAUUUUUCUCAGCAUUUGGGCGAGUAUGAGAAUGUACUAACAGCACUUGAAGAUUUAAAUCUUUCCAUCCUGAAGGCAAUGGGAAAAACAAAAAAAGAUUACCAAGAGGCUUCCAAUUUGAAACAAUUUGUAACUCGAUUUUUAUUGAAAGAGACCUUGAAUCAAUUGCAGUCUCUCCAGAACUCUCUGGAAUGUGCCAUGGAAAUUACUGAGGAGCAAACUCGUCAAGAAAGACAAGGGCCAACCAAACCAGAAGUCCUGUCGAUUCAGUGGCCUGGAAAACGAUCAAGUCGUCGAGUCCAGAGACACAAAAGCUUCUCCCCCAACAGCCCUCAGUUUAAUGUCUAUGGUGCAGGCUUAUUAGAAGAAGAUAACCAGUGGAUGACCCAGAUAAACAGACUCCAGAAAUUAAUUGAUAGACUGGAAAAGAAGCACAUCAUGCUUGUGCAGCGUCAGAUGUCUGUGAUAGAAGAGGACUUGGAAGAAUUCCAACUCGCUCUGAAACACUAUGUGGAGAGCGCUUCCUCCCAAAGUGGCUGUUUGCGUAUUUCUAUACAGAAGCUUUCAAAUGAAUCUCACUACACGAUUUACGAGUUCUGGGAGAAUAGUAGUGUGUGGAAUAGCCACCGUCAGAUGAAUUAUAGCAAGACCUUCCAAAGAAGUAAUGUGGAUUUCUUGGAAACUCCAGAACUCACAUCUACUAUGCUAGUUCCUGCUUCAUGGUGGAUCCUGAACAACUAGCUGUUCCUUAACAUUUUCUUUAUGGUUCCAAGUAAAAAACAACUGUUCUUAUCUGAAAUGUGAAUUAGAAAAUUCUCUGUACUUAUUAAUCUACUCUCUAGUUUUGUUUAAAUAUAUUUACCCUAAGAUGUGCACUCUUCUUAAAUGUCUUCUAUCAUUUUAUCUUUCAUGUAAAUUUUAGCUCAACUUUCAAAGUUCACUAUUAUCCUCAAUAUUUGCUGCUGUAUUGCUACAUACAAUAAACCUAAAACCCUUUAAUCUCAAAAUCAUAAUGUAUGAAAAGUAUACAUAUAAAGUAACAAAAUUGUUAUGAUAGAGAAAAAAACAUUUAAAGUGAGAGCUUUUAGACUAUUACUUCAUAGAACAGCUUCUGUAGAUCUGUCAUAAACUAUAAAGGUUAAAUCAGUGUUAUGUGAUUUUUAAGUAUCUGCUUUUCCAUGAGUGAAAUGUAUUCUUCAGUAAUACCUACUCCAUUCCCAACUCAGCAUCCUAUAACUAUUCACUUUAUGUUACUUAAAAAGCUAAUACAUGAUCCAAUAUGACUGGUAUCCUUAUAUGCAGAGAGAGAGAGCAGGGAUGCAUGUGCACCCCUGUUGUUUAAGCUUAAAAAAACAUUAAUACAUGAGCAUAAAUCAAUCUUCACUAUAACCAAUAGAAUCUCUAUCCAUCUGUCAAGUUAUAAACUGGUUUUUCAUAAGUGAGCAAUUCUGUGACAGGGUACCAUUUAGUAAUGUAACACCAUUAUAUCAUUUGUUAAGAAAAUGUGGUUCAAAAUUUUUGGCACAUGAUCCAGAGGUCUAACUUUACUUAUGAAAAAUAGACAUUUGCAUUUAAAUAAUGAUUUCAAAAUAUUUUAAAACCAAAAUUUUAACCUAAGUGAACAAAGAAUUAUAAAACAAGUAUAAACUUUAGGGAAAUAAUAAAAUAUGUACUGGACAAAAAACAUCUAUUUUUCAGUUUCAACACUAGAAUGACUACAAUCCCAGUUUCACUAGAAAAACUAAAACUAUGUACCUUAUAUAUUCUGCUGUACAAGCUCAUAAAUUAAAUAUUUUUAAUAAAAUCUCUUUUAUUCUGAUAAAUGCUGCUAACGAAAAUGCAAUGCAUAUAGAAAUUUGUUUAUUCUCUAGGCCAAAUUCCUCUGAAACCACAGGUCUUCCAGGAAACAAACAUAAGGUGAAUUUUUCCUUCUUUUUUUUUUAAACUCAGACAAAAAGGAAGGUUGAACUAAAAUUUUAUUUUUUAAAUAUAAAAGUUAACCUAACAUAUUUUCUCAAACUAACUUUUACCAACACCUUUGUGUACUCUCAGUCCUCAUUCAGUCUAAAUAAAAUUAAAGAAUUUUUAAUAGCUUCUACUAGAAAUAGGUAGUAAAUAUUGACAUAC
Molecule: messenger RNA, 2555 nt
Organism: Delphinapterus leucas (beluga whale)
Lineage: Eukaryota; Metazoa; Chordata; Mammalia; Artiodactyla; Monodontidae
Source: RefSeq, a predicted model, not a curated record